This is a messenger RNA of Asterias rubens (European starfish), 1114 nucleotides long. Its product is annotated as calcium and integrin-binding protein 1-like. NCBI's taxonomy places the organism in Eukaryota, Metazoa, Echinodermata, Asteroidea, Forcipulatida, Asteriidae. The record is from RefSeq and is a predicted model, not a curated record. Bases 153 to 707 code for a protein of 184 amino acids. Gene Ontology annotation, molecular function: calcium ion binding. The transcript has 7 exons.
UUUCCAACACAAUCGAUCAGCGUAACACUUCAAUCGUCACCGACCGAAUCGUAAACUGUGUGACGACAGACAGGAUGUAAGAUUUGCUGAUUUCGUCCAGAGACUUGACAGCAGAAACACAAGAGGAAGUGAACAGUAUCUGUACAUCUGAGAUGGGGGGAUCGCAUAGUGUUUUCACGGAAGAAGAACUUGGUGAUUACCAGGAGCUCACAUUCUUCAGCAAGAAAGAAAUUUUACAUGUACAUAAGAGGUUCCAUUUACUAGACCCAGAAGCAGUGAGGGCCAACAAGAAUGCAAGACUUCCAAUGGAUAAGAUUCUAGAGCUGCCAGAACUCAAGGUGAAUCCAUUUCGUCAUAGAAUUUGUAAAGUCUUCUCAUCAGCUGAAGAUGGUUCUUUACUGUUUGAAGACUUCUUGGAUAUGAUGUCAGUGUUCAGCGACGCUGCACCCAAGAGUGUCAAGGCAGAGUAUGCCUUUCAGAUAUACGACUUUGAUGAUGACGAUUUCAUCAGCAGCGCAGACCUGCGUGAAUGCGUUAAUAAGCUGACCGGGGAGCAGCAUUUGUCGGAUGAAGACAUGCAGCAGUUGAUUGAUAAUGUCCUGUCGGAGUCUGAUUUGGAUGACGAUGAUGCAUUGUCUUUUGCUGAAUUUGAACAUGUGAUUUCCAAAUCACCCGACUUCUUAAAUUCUUUCAAGAUCCGAUUGUAAGUGUCAUCAAGAUGUCUUGGAGUAUCCCAGAAUUUAAGAUGAGACUGAUUGUUUUUCACCCAUUUUUGGUAACGGCUCCACAGUAUGUCCAAACCUAAAGUUGUGUGUUUCUGUUCGUCGGGGAUGAGAUUUGCCAAAAUGAGAAAAUUACUGAAAAUGGCUUAGGGGCUUUGUGUGGAUUUCACAAAGGAUUAAGAUUAGUCUCAUUUGAGUUAGGAUGAGUUACUUGUUCCAACUUAGAACUAGCCUUAAGUUUUUAGUAUCAUUCUCCUUGGCCUAACUCUUUGUGAAAUCGGCCCCUGGAUUCCCCUACAUGUGUUCUCUGCGUGGAACCUUUUUUUUAUUUUUUUAUUUUUUUAUUAUUAUUAUUGGUUUAUUAAAACACAUUCAAACAUCGCAGCUACAAG